Molecule: messenger RNA, 1221 nt
Organism: Oncorhynchus masou masou (cherry salmon)
Lineage: Eukaryota; Metazoa; Chordata; Actinopteri; Salmoniformes; Salmonidae
Product: zinc finger protein 892-like
Exons: 2
Coding region: 100-1104 (334 amino acids)
Biological process (GO): regulation of transcription by RNA polymerase II
Molecular function (GO): RNA polymerase II cis-regulatory region sequence-specific DNA binding; DNA-binding transcription factor activity, RNA polymerase II-specific
Source: RefSeq, a predicted model, not a curated record
AUAGAGGCUGCGCAUGUGUAUCCGUUUAUUUGCAUUUGAGAGAAGAAAUGCAAUAAAUAUUGUUGAUUCUGUGGAUUAAGAGCAUUAAUCUAUCUGAAAAUGUCCAAACUGCAGCUGUUGAAUACGUUUCUCACCGAGCGAUUAACUGCAGCGGCUGUUGAGAUAUUUGGGGCAGUGGAAAAAACGAUAACGGAGUAUCAGGAAGAAAUCUCCCGUUCAAAGGAGGAGAUCGAUCGUCUACGAAGGCAACUGCACAUCGUUACCCAACCGAAGAUAAAGUUACAUAAAGCAGAUACCCAGCAGCCCAUUCUCCCUGUCCCUGAGGAGGUUCCCCUUGAGCAGCAGCACUGUGAGCAGGAGUGGACCCCUGAUCUGAGGCAGGAGGACUCAGACCCCACACAGAUUAAAGAAGAACAGGAAGAACUCAGGACCAAUCAGGAGGAAGGGCAUCUUCAGGGGCUGGAGUCUGAUACCAACAUUCUAACAUGUUCUCCUCCCUUUGUGAAAAGUGACUGUGAUCAGGAUGACCCACAUAAGUCCUCCCAACUUUACCACAUACAAACUGUAGAGAACAGAGAGAGGGACUCACUACCUACCAGCACAAUUGAAGAGAUCAAAAUAGAACCCGAUGAAGAGGAUUACAGAGUAUCAGAACCAACCAGUGACUCUCAAACCCUCUCUGUAGUAACCCCUUACAGCUCCGUGAGCACAUUAAAUAUGAAUCAGCUAAUUGGCAAUGCAGAAUCAGACAAACCAUUUCAGUGCAAUGUAUGUGGCAAAUUCCUCAAGAGGGAAAAAAGUCUUAUUGUGCAUAUGAUGGGUCAUGCAGGAGAGAAACCAUUUACAUGUCCUUUAUGUAACAAAGGCUUUGUUGCGGUAGGCACUUUAAAGACACACCUGAAACUUCACACAGGGGAAAGGCCACACCGUUGCCAUGUUUGUGGAAGAUGCUUUAAACUGAAAGGAGCCCUGACGGAGCACAUGAGGAUACACACUGGGGAGAAACCAUUUAGCUGUCAUGAUUGUGGCAAAUGCUUCAGUCGUACAAAUGCCCUUACGAAUCACAUGCUGCACAUUCACAAGAAGAAAAGAACGUACAAGUGACCUGCGGAGAAAGAGUCUGAAAAGUAGCUUUGUAUCUAUAUAGCACACUUAAGUAAUGCCCUUUUAAUUUAAUAAAGUAUGGGUCAAUAUUUGAAGGAAUAAAUGAAUUGACCAUUU